Colletotrichum spaethianum is the source of this 216-nucleotide messenger RNA. RefSeq lists its product as uncharacterized. The record is from RefSeq and is a predicted model, not a curated record. Bases 1 to 216 code for a protein of 71 amino acids. The transcript has a single exon. Lineage: Eukaryota; Fungi; Ascomycota; Sordariomycetes; Glomerellales; Glomerellaceae.
AUGGCGCCUGGCCUAGAACUGCAAGUCACCUCUAUCGAAGGCGGUUGGCCUCUGGAUAGGUUGCCCGACGGCAGAAGGCGCGUCGAAGUCUGCAUGGAAGGUCCUGCGAAAGCGCCGCCCGUUCUGUUGCACCGCGCAGAGGCUGCGAGGCGCUGCAACUGUCCUGCAAUGAUACACACUCUGACGCUCCUGGGCCUAGCGCCACGGCGCAACUAG